UUUUUUUGGUCUUCUUUGGGAAAUGACAAAAUGCAGGCACAGAUGACGUGAUAGGUGUGAUUUAAAAGAAUGGACAUGAACUGUCUGUAUUUAAACUCCGCUAUAGUUUACUUCAAGAUACAUACACAAGUUGUUUUGUGUUUUGAGGUUAUAAUGGCCAUAAAGAAACUGACAGUAUUUGUGGUGUUUUCUUGGAUUGUCUGUACUACUGGAUAUGAAUUCUUCUCAUCAACAGAAAAGGUUGCACAGCUUUUCGAUGAGGAGAAAGACCUUCUGCAAAGCUUUAGUCUAUACAUCAAUGCUGAAGAAAAGUAUGUAAAGAAACUGAAGAGUGUUCUUCUGGCUCUUCAACAAUACACAAACUCUGACCCUGAGAACCCUGAGAAAACCCUGAGAGACCCUGUGGCAGCUUACAAACUCCUCAGAAGAGUGAGAACUGAAUGGUUGACUAUUGUUGAAUACACUCAACAGAGUCUUUAUAAGAAGUAUCAGAAACUGCUGGCAUUUGCAGAUAUCCCAGAGCUGGAGGACGUGGAUGGUGCAGCUUCAGAACUGAUCAGACUGCAAGAGUUCUACAAACUCUACCCACACAACAUCACAAAGGAAACAUCUCUAGAUGCAGAUCAAGCCUACCGUAUGGGGUUGGUCGCUUAUGAGGAGGAUAAAUUCCAGCAUGCCUUUCUCUGGUUUCUGUACAGUCUGGACAGAUUAACAGAAUCCUCAACCACUACUGAGAAAAAGUUGCUCCAUUACCUUAGUUCCUCAGCCUAUCAUUUUGGCAGCCUACCUGUGGCAAUCUACUUCGGCCAACGGCUUCUAAAUCUGGAUCCAACUAAUGAUGAAGUCAAAGUUGAGCUGAGCCUUUACAAACACCUUCGCUUCCAAAAAACUUCAAAUCCUGACAUAUUCACGCUGAACACAAAGUCAAAUAACUCCUAUGAGGCACUGUGCAGAGGAGAGAUUGACGAGAGGACCUCCAAGAGGCAGAGUGCGCUGUCCUGUAGGUACAGCACAGGUGGAGGAAACCCCAGACUGAUGUACGCACCAGUGAAAGAAGAAGUGGAGUGGGACGAACCUCGAAUCAUCAGAUAUCAUGACAUUAUAUCAGACAGAGAGAUAGAGAUCCUGAAGAAUAUCUCCAGACCUCAUCUUUCUAGGUCUGAGAUUAGAUAUCUGGGAGUCUCAAAACGCCGUACUUCUCAAAGUGUUUUUCUGGAAGACAACACUGUUCUUGCUCGUAUCAGUCAGAAUAUUGCAGACAUCACAGCACUCUCCAUGGAAUCAGCUGAAAGUCUACAUGUUCAGAAUUAUGGGAUUGGUGGCAGAUUUGUACCACAUUAUGACACAUGGGAUGAUGAGAAUGGAAGGAUUGCUACAUUCUUAAUUUAUAUGAGUGAUGUGGAGAUAGGGGGCGCCACUGUGUUUCCUAAAGUUGGAGUUGCAUUGAAGCCAAAAAAGGGUUCAGCCGUGUUUUGGUACAACCUCCAAAAGAACGGCAGAGUGGAUUUAGAUACACAACAUGCUGGAUGCCCUGUGUUAGUGGGUAACAAAUGGGUGGCUAAUAAAUGGAUCCAUGAGUUUGGACAGGAGUUCAGGAGACCCUGUUCUUUGUCAGACUCGGAGUGAAAGACAUUGUGACCAUGUAGAAAUCAUAUUAAGUUAAUCUGUAUAGAAUUAUCUGUUAUAUUAUGUAUCAUGAGUUUUUAUAAUGUACAGUAGAUCUGUAACAUAGAUAUCUAUUGUAUUAAAGGAUUAGUUCACUUUAAAAUGAAAAUUACCCCAUGAGUUACUCACCCUCAAGCCAUCCUAUAUGACUUUCUUCUUUCAGACAAAUACAAUUGGAGUUAUAUUAAUAAUCACCCUGUUGAUCCUAAGCUUUAUAAUGGCAGCGCACAGAAACCACCUUUAAAAAAAAAAUCAAGAAAGUGCAUCCAUCCAUCAUAAACGUACUCCUCACGGCUUAAUAAGGAGAACUAACCCUUUAAAUAUUAAUGGUGAAAAUAAUUUAGUUUUUUUAGUUAUUUUUCUUGCUGUUUUUCAUUCUAACAAAUGGAUCCAUGAGUUUUGACAGGAAUUCAGGAGACCCUGUUCUUUGUCAGACAGAAAAUGAAAGACUCUAUAGGGCCUGAAAUCCUAUGAUACCUGUAUUUGUUCUAUACAUUUUAAAUUAACAGAAAAAGUUGUACUCUAUCUGUACGUGUUAUAUUUAUUAUGCAUCAGUAAUGUAGGCAGGAUCUGAAACAUAUAUUUCAUUGUCACUUUUACUGCCUCAGAUCACAGCUCAAUUUUUAUUUCAUAGCUUGUCCUUCUUCUCCCGAUGCAGUUCAGCCAAUAUCUCUGGA
Messenger RNA from Ctenopharyngodon idella (grass carp), 2342 nucleotides. Its product is annotated as prolyl 4-hydroxylase subunit alpha-2-like. Bases 70 to 1626 code for a protein of 518 amino acids. Gene Ontology annotation, cellular component: endoplasmic reticulum. Gene Ontology annotation, biological process: peptidyl-proline hydroxylation to 4-hydroxy-L-proline. Gene Ontology annotation, molecular function: protein binding; procollagen-proline 4-dioxygenase activity; L-ascorbic acid binding. NCBI's taxonomy places the organism in Eukaryota, Metazoa, Chordata, Actinopteri, Cypriniformes, Xenocyprididae. The transcript has 14 exons. The record is from RefSeq and is a predicted model, not a curated record.